Molecule: messenger RNA, 570 nt
Organism: Glossina fuscipes
Lineage: Eukaryota; Metazoa; Arthropoda; Insecta; Diptera; Glossinidae
Gene: RpLP1
Product: 60S acidic ribosomal protein P1
Exons: 2
Coding region: 135-467 (110 amino acids)
Biological process (GO): cytoplasmic translation; translational elongation
Cellular component (GO): ribosome; cytosolic large ribosomal subunit
Molecular function (GO): protein kinase activator activity; structural constituent of ribosome; ribonucleoprotein complex binding
Source: RefSeq, a predicted model, not a curated record
UUCUUCUCUUUCUUUCCGUUUAACAACUUGAUUAAGUGUGCUUGUUCUCGUUAUUGAGCUAAGGCCAAAUUUUAGUAAUAUUGUAAAUUUUGGCAACUUGCACAAAAUUAUUUAAAGUAGAAGAAAUAUAGAAUAUGUCUACUAAAGCAGAACUUGCAUGUGUGUACGCUUCUCUCAUCCUUGUGGAUGAUGAUGUUGCUGUGACUGGUGAAAAAAUCUCUACCAUCUUAAAGGCGGCUAAUGUUGAAGUUGAACCUUACUGGCCCGGUUUGUUCGCUAAAGCUUUGGAGGGAGUCAACGUUAAAGAUUUGAUUACCAAUAUUGGCUCUGGGGUAGGCGGAGCCCCGGCGGCAGCUGCCCCUGCUGGCGGAGAAGCUGCUCCCGCUGCUGAAGCCAAGAAGGAAGAGAAAAAGGAAUCCGAGCCUGAAGAGUCUGAUGAUGAUUUAGGCUUUGCUCUCUUUGAGUAAUUUCAACAAGUUGUUUUCACUAUUUCUAAGAACCUUGUACCGGUUUUAAGGUGCAAUCAAAAGUAUGAUGAAAACAAAUACAAAUAAAUUUUAUAAAAACAAA